Daphnia pulicaria is the source of this 1767-nucleotide messenger RNA. RefSeq lists its product as uncharacterized. NCBI's taxonomy places the organism in Eukaryota, Metazoa, Arthropoda, Branchiopoda, Diplostraca, Daphniidae. The transcript has 3 exons. The record is from RefSeq and is a predicted model, not a curated record. Gene Ontology annotation, molecular function: GTP binding. Bases 79 to 1767 code for a protein of 562 amino acids.
AGUUCUUGGACAGAGUUUGCCUCACAGUCACCUGUUGCACGCGUACUAGACUAAACCAACUUCGCUUUUUUGAUAAAAAUGGCUGACCAAAAAACAAAUAAUGGACUGGCCAUUUCCAUCGCACAGCAAUGCACCGAUUUCAGACACGAGAAUCAGAUGAAGUUGUGCACAUUACCAUUGGAAAAUACCUCCAACUUUUCAGAGGCAUCCAACAUAGUCAAGCGAUACUCUUUUGGCAAACCCAACCAAUUGAAAUGUAAUACGAGCAAAACGAUUUUGGUGAUGGGAGCCACGGGGUCGGGAAAAACGACGUGGAUCAACGCCAUGGUCAAUUAUGUCCUGGGAGUCCAAUGGGACAAUCCUUUCCGCUUUAUUCUCGUCGAAGAAAAUCUCAGAGGAGGCUCACAAGCCAACAGCCAGACUCAAGAAGUCACAGCCUACGACCUCCAUUACCAAGAUGGAUUCCGCAUUCCAUUUUCGCUGACGAUCGUCGACACGCCGGGAUUCGGAGACACCGGCGGAAUUGCGCGAGACAAGGAAAUUACUACGGCCAUCGAAAAACUCUUCAGAGACGAAAACGGCAUUGUGGAAUUGAACGCGGUUGGAUUCGUGGUCCAAUCCGCACUCGUCCGUUUAACCGUUUCUCAAAAAUACAUUUUCAAUUCGGUUUUGGGAAUUUUUGGCAAGGACGUCAAAGAAAAUAUCCGAUUCCUCGUCACCUUUUGCGAUGGAAGAAAACCGCCAGUCUUGGAGGCCAUCAAAGAAGCCGAGCUUCCUUGUCGGAUCGACACGAAGGGGCUGCCAUGCCACCAGAAAUUCAACAACGGCGCCAUUUAUGUGGAUAACCAAGAUGAAGAGGACAGGAUGUCACCCAUCGAAUGGAAAGACGGAUUGACGAAUUUCAAGUCGUUUUUCGUCGGCUUGUCAGAAAUGUCGAUUUCAUCGCUGCAAAUGACCAAAGAAGUCUUGGCAAAUAGACACCAAUUGGAAAUGAAACUCAAGUGGAUGCAGGGCGUCAUCCCGCAACAUUUGACACAAAUGGAGGAGUUGCAGAAGAAAGAAGAAAUCGUCAGGAUGCAAAACGUGGCAAUCGACGCCAAUCAAAACUUUGAGAUUAAAGUGAAAGUCGCCAAGAACGUCAAAGACCCAAUCAAUUUGUACGCGCUGAGCUGCAAAAGUUGCGAGAGGACUUGCCAGGACCACUGCAACGCCAGUACUGAAAUCGCUCAUUGUGAAGCCUUCUGUGCAAUUACGGAACAGUGCGCUGCCUUUCCGUUUUGGGGUUGGUUCGCGCUUGCUGCUCAACAUCUGGUAAAUGCGACCACCGAUCCGUUAUGCAAAAUCUGCAAGUGCGUGAGCUCAAAGCACGAAAAAGGACAAUUCCGCUGGAUCUGCAAAGACGUGGAGGAGACUCAGACGCUGGAGGAGAUGCGGAAAAAAUACGAAAAGGCCAAAGGAAAGAAGAUGGACGCCGAAGGGCUGGUGACAGCCCUAAAAAACGAUGUCGAGAUCCAGAAAAAGAACAUCGUUGAAAGCAUUGACAUAAUCAAAGAAAUUAACAAUUGUCUGAAAAGGAACGCGCUGCGCGGCAAUCCCCUCACGACUCCCGAGUACAUCAGGAUGAUGAUCGAUAAUGAGAAGAACGAACGUAAAGACGGUUUUGCAAUUAGAAUCAAGAGCUUGGAGGAACUGUUACCGCUGGCCAAGAUGACCAAAGACAUAGUGGAAAAUGCAACCGAAUUUCUUAAGGAUAAGUUGAGAGUCUGA